This is a messenger RNA of Nasonia vitripennis (jewel wasp), 4923 nucleotides long. Its product is annotated as late secretory pathway protein AVL9 homolog. Gene Ontology annotation, cellular component: cytoplasm. The transcript is spliced from 9 exons. Lineage: Eukaryota; Metazoa; Arthropoda; Insecta; Hymenoptera; Pteromalidae. The record is from RefSeq and is a predicted model, not a curated record. Bases 30 to 2375 code for a protein of 781 amino acids.
UCCAGCUAAAAAGUCAUCAGUCCCAUCGCAUGAGCAUCGAACAAUAUAAGCUGUCAGUCGCUCAUGGAUGCUCGCAGCGCCGCAUCAGUCACCCACGCAAACGAACCUCGUCUCGGUCCACGGCGCGCAUGUCAGUUCGUCUGCUAUCGCACCGAGUCAGCAGCAGCAGCAGCAGCAGCAGCUCGUUGUCUUCUCUCUGCGCGAAAAAAAGGGGUGUUGAUAAUCGCCGAGAGAGAGAGAGAGAGCCGUGUAAUGAGGUUCCCCAGAGUAAAGAAGCCGUGGGCGACGUGCAAGUAGCGAACGACCUACGGAGUGACUCACGAAACGAGCUGGAGCUCGGAAAUUUGGUUGUCGAUAGCAUACUUUGCAGCAACGACAACAGGGUGGAAAUGGCAGAGUCCGCGGGCCCGAUUCUUCACGUCAUUGUCGUCGGUUUUCACCAUAAGAAAGGAUGCCAGGUCGAGUACUCGUUUCCCCCAUUAGUUCCUGGUGCCCCCAACGAAUGUCCAUUGGGAUGGAAAUACCUGCCGACUCUUGCUUUGCCAGAUGGAUCUCACAACUAUGACGAAGACACAGUCUAUUUUCAUCUUCCUAGUCUCAACGAUCCUAACCGUACAAUUUAUGGAGUCUCUUGUUUCAAGCAAAUUCCUGUAGAGAAAUUAGUUAAUCGCACAUCCGAUAUAACAAGGGGCACUGUGCAAAAAUCAGUUUGUGUUUUGAGUACAAUACCUCUGUAUGGCCAUAUACAAGUGAAGAUGGCUCUCAUAACUCAUGCAUACUUUGACGAGGGCGAUUUUAGCAAGGUAUCGUUGUUGGAAGAAACAUAUCAUCAUUUGAACUCUUGUAUGAGCGGUGACAGUCAUAUGCCUCCGCAAGUUUUCAUAGGUUUAUCAGCAAGAGAUUUUAUACUCCAAUUCCGCCAUAAAGCUUUACUACUGUUUAAACUGUUACUCUUAGAAAAGAGAGUAGUCUUUUAUCAAUCUCCUGUACAGCCUUUGUGCUCAGCCAUACUCACUCUACUGUCAUUAUUUCCUGGAAUGAUUGAAACUGGUUUGCAGCAAGCAGCUUGUGUUAGGCCUUCUAGACCUAUGUCUCCCAUCCCUAACUUUGAGGAAAGUGAAUUCGACUCCAAACUAGACUCGAAUUUGACCGAAACGAACGCCUCAUCUAACAGUAACUUAUCGAGUUCAGCGGCCAAGAGGAUAUCCGAAGACAAACUCGAUGACACUUCUUAUUGCCUCAACGAUAACAAAACAGUCGAGACCAUGGAGGGCAAGUGCAUCGACUUUGAGAUAAACGCUACGGGCGAGGACUGCGCCGAAGUUUUCGGAGACGAACAAAAGGCCGACAUGGUACAUCGAGUGCACAGCGUUAACGCGAUAAAUGUCGGAACUGCUGGUGAAGCGGACAAUAAUUUACCAAGAGACACGAGCAGUGACGCUCUGUCCGAAGCAAGAGUCACCAGCAGCAUCACGCAGAUCGCCAAUAUAGAUCCGGAAUUGUGUGGAAUGCCUUUAAGCCUCUUUACAAAGGGUUAUUUGUGUCUACCAUAUUUAUCUCUGCCAUACUUAGAUCUGCUAGGAGAUGUUAAUGUUAGAGGCUACGUUGUAGGAGCUACUAAUGUUUUGUUCAAACAAAAGAAACAGCUUAUAGAUGUUUUGGUAGAAGUCGAAAGCGCGAGAAUCGAAGCAAACGAUCCAGAACUGCGUCGUCAGUUGCAUCUGACAACCGAGGAUCUGAGGUUCGCCGAUUACAUAGUUCGUCACGUAUCCGAGCCAAAGAAGGACAACUUCUUCGACGGCGUGGGCUGGGAAGGCGGUGACGAGUGGAUUCGUACGCAGUUCCGCGUUUAUCUGCUCUGCUUACUGAGGACUUCGCUGCAACAAGAUCCGCGUCAAACCGAUCAUUACAACGCGGCUUUUAUGAAUGCCUGGCGCGCUACGAACAAUUUCAAGAUGUGGUCGGACUUGAGUAACGCGGAAAUCAAUUGCGUCGAACCGGGACACCCUUUUGCCGGACAAUUGUCGGUUCAAGACAUGAAGCUGCGGUUGUCUCAUACGAUGCAAAAUACCGAAGGUGGAAGAAAACUCAAUCAAGCCAUGGCAUCAACGGGAAGAGCUGUGGCAACCACUGGAAAAGCAGUGGGUGGUGCUAUAUCUCAAGCCAAGGGCGCCUUCUCGAAUUGGUGGAGUACGCUAACGACGGUUCAGCCGAUGGACAACGGAGAGUCUAAAGCUUGUGAUAAUCAGCAACAAGACGUGCGUCCACUUCCAGCCAUUAUGCCACAGCAACAGCAUACAUUACAUUUGGUACCUAAGGUCAAUUCGGAAGAUCUCCAGCAAACGACGGCGAGCGUGAUGGAUAGUCGACCCUGAAGGCAUUAUGCACAAAACAUGUAUAAAUAAUGGAAAGGUGACUUAUAAUGAUAUAGGCAGAAAAAAGAUGUCCCUCUCUCAAUGGGGGAGGAUCUUUAAAGGGAUUCUCUGUAUCUUUCUUAGUAAAAGAGAGGUUUUUUUAGUAUAGCUUAAAAUUUAUAAAUCAGAUAGUUUUGGUUGUUUAUAAAAGAAAAAUUCUCAUUACUAUUAGAUUCAACCUAUUAAUAUACAAAAGUUUUUAUAAACUGCCAGUAAUGUGUGGAUUUGUAAAUUUUAAUCUAUAUCAAUCACUCGUACAGUAACUAAAAAUAUCAGAAUCCUACCUCAGAAAAUAUCAAAGGUGAGGCUUUUCAACUUUGUUUUCAACUUUGAAUAUUAGUAGAGGUGUACAGAAGAACCCAUUAAAACUUAGAUGCAACAUUUUCAUGAAAAAAAUCUGUUUGUAAAGGUUAUAUCUGUACAUCUUCUAACACAUCGUUGAAUAUCACUUCACUCGUUCAUUAAAGUACUUUUUUAUACCUUUUUUUAAUUAUAUUUAAUUUAAUUUUCUAACCAGUUCAAAUUAGAAAGAGAUUAAAAAAAGUUGCGUUUAGUCAUUUUUAAUGUACUUAUAUAAAUUUAGAAAUUUUGCCAGAAUCUAAGCGUUCAUACGACCUGAAAAAAGCUUCACCCAGUAUAUAUAUAUAUAAAGCACAGAUGGAUGUGAUAAGUAUGCAAACCCGUAGUCAAGAUGACCCUCAUUUUAUAGCACGCGCACACUAUCUUGCUGAAAAUGAAUCGAAAUGUUAAAAAUUAUCCCAGUGGAAAAUUUAAAUUACACCUUCGAGGUAAAGUUUCACUUCUGACAAAAUAUGUAUUUUGCAUACUGUUUGAAAUCAUACAUAUAUAAAUAAUUGUAUAUAUCGCAAAUCCAUACUUGUUCAAGACAAUAUAACUGAUGCACGUUAAUUACUUUCCUUCGUCGUAAGCGCGUGUAAUUAUGUUAAGUGAUAAUUUUUCGCUCUCUUUGUAUAUCGAUAUGAAAAUCGGCAAACGAUCCUUACCAACUUUUUGCUAAAAGAAAAUCAUUAUUCUAAUUCCAAUUUAUCAUUCCUUAUAAUUUGUAAGCUUUAAUUGUUAUAUUAAUAAUGAAUGUGAAUCAGUGAUCUAUUUCUAAGUAUUUUUUUAUGAUUUCUAAAUCGUGUUAUUCAGAUCUUUCGCGGCUAUUAAAUAGCCCAAAACAUUCGAGCAUACUAUGGAAUGAGGGAAUGGAGUAUUAUUUAUCCUAGAACUAGGUGCAUAAAGCAGGGUAGUGUAGUUAUAGUAAUCUAUGUAAGAAAAAUUAUAAACUAUAUUUACCAUGAGAAAAAUGUUUGAUGGUACGAUAGAUUUUUUUAUUAUAAAUAUAGGUAAAUGUACAGUGCAAUCAAGCUUAAUUAAGCUAUAGUAAAGUAAUUUUCUUAUAUCGGUUCGUACGCGCUUACGAGAUACAUCGAAUACGUCACACACAAUACUUACAACAUUGAACGAGACAUAAACGCAUAUACAGUUUGCUACGCGGAAAACUUUUAUGUGAUACUUGGUUUACUUGAUUAUUAUUUUUAAGUUUUUUUUUUUUAUGCUUCGGAUCCAAGGAAAUGUGCUUUUUGUACGUAUUCGUUACAAUGUUUAUGUUUAAGCAAACUUGAUUAUACAUUGAAAUAUCAGCUGUUGAGACAAUUCCAGUUUUUCCUUUUUGUACAUAUACAAGAAAAAGUUUGCAGUAAAUAAUAUAUACAUCAUAGACAUUAACCAAGUGUUUUGAGAAUUAUAAUUAUAAUUAUGACACAGAUAAUCUAAGUUUUCAUUAAUAAAUACAAACAACGUUGCGCAAUCAUUGACAGUAGAUAAUAACAUUGAACGUUAUCUCCAAUUUUUAUCAGAAUCUCUGUUGACACUCUAUACAAAUUCAUGAUGAAUCUAACGAAAUACUCGAAAAUCGGAUUUUGAUUGUAUGCAAAGUUGUGAAAUGAUACGAAAAGACGAAGGAAAAUAAGAUUUACGAGAUUUCGAACGUCUAAUCGAACUUUGCCUAAUAUCUGUUUCGUAAACGACUUUUUACAUGCAUCGUAGCUUUAUAUAAGCAAAUCGUGUUUUAGCUGUUAACUACGAAGUAUAAGCUCAAGCGUUUUUAAAUGCACGAAAAGGAGAAGAUAGUGCGUCGACUUAAUGUCCUCGAUCUUCGCGAAGUUAAGUAAUUGUGCAAAAAAAAGGAACAAAUAUGUCUUUUUUAUUGUACUUUUAUCUCGAAUGAGGAGGAAAAAGAAGCGCUCGAGAAGUAUUAAUGAAUUUUUAUUGUACAGAUAAUAAAAAAAAGAAAAUAUUGUGAACUUAUAUUUAUAAAUGAACUUGAAGAAUGUUAUGAAAAGUUGAGGCGGAGGACAUUAAGAUUGCAAAUGAUACAUAAUAUUAACAAUAAAAAUAAAAAUGAUACAAUUAUAAUUGUUUGUGAAAAAUGAAAUUGUAAGUACGUGUAAAGCUGACAAUUUCCUAAAUUGUUUUAAAAAAUAAACGAUUUGCUAAAUCAAAA